Molecule: messenger RNA, 1347 nt
Organism: Hydatigera taeniaeformis
Lineage: Eukaryota; Metazoa; Platyhelminthes; Cestoda; Cyclophyllidea; Taeniidae
Source: the annotation of a GenBank genome assembly
GGAUUUGAAAAGGAAGAAAAUGUAUUCAUUCAGUUGGCCAUCAAGAAUCUUGGAGAAUCGGUAGAAGUGAUUCGCCAAUACGCCGACUUGGUACCCGGCUUCUCAUCACUCUCAGAGGCAGAUCGAGAAAAAAUAAUUCUGCUGCAUUCGGCUGAUCUGAUCACUUUUCGCAUGGCUUUUAGUAGUGCUAAUUUUAAAAUAUUUCUUGACGAUGAAAGAACUGCGAAAGCAGCAGCAGAGCGAGCCCAACUGAAUUUGUUUCAUCCGACUGCAUCACAAUCGAGCGCAUACUUUCGACCUUCUACCUCGACGGAAGUGAGUAGGAACCACCACCACCACCACCACCAACAGCACCAACACCACCAGCAGCAGCAGCAGGAGCAGCAGCAGACGACAACAACGAUGCAGCACCAACAAACAGGUCCUUUUCAGAGCGUGGAAAACCUAAGCGCAUGGCAAACCCAGUCAGCGGCAUCAGAGCCAACCUUUCGCCCAUUUCCCCAUACUCCGCCACUUACGCCAGCACCUCCAACCGCAUGGCACGGAGGUAGUAAUAGUGGUAGUGUCCCACGGCCUGCCGACUUCGAGCAGGAGGAGGAAGGCGGCGGUAUCACCGCAUGGGAGGUAGCACUCUCAACACCAACUGAGCCUGUUUAUAUCUUUGAAAACGGUUCUAUUAUGACCGACGAGGAGCUGAUUAGAGCAGGCCUUGGUUCCUGGAUUAGAGCCCUUACCUGGUUCGGCUGGCAACUGCUCGAACUUGCCAUGGGUGAUCACAGCACAAUUGCUGGGCUCUCUGCCCUUGUACUAAUCAAUUACCAGGCUCUUUCUGACAAACUUUUUAUAAUCUCUAAAGGUCCUAGCACGUUGUGUCGAUUCCUCCUCCUCCUUCUCCUCCUCCUCCUCACGAAGUUAUCUCAAAGUGCACACAUUGUUUCAGGAAGGUCGGAUUUAGAGAAUUCAAGUGAGAUCUACACAGUUCACCACAGAUUCGUGGAGAUGUUGAAGAGUCACUGCUGCUCCCCUACGAGUGCAGUGGCGAUUCCCACCGCCUAUCCAGGUUGCUAUGCUCCUGAGGCGGACCCCGCUGGGGCUGCGGUAGUUACAGCCGCCACACCCGCUACCAUGGUGCCCCCGGCUCGAGCUGACUCGACGUACUUCUCGCAGGUCUUCAAGAAGAAGGACACGGUACACUGGAUCGCAAGCCAGCUGCUUCUGCAACCUCUUCAGCGUCUCCACGCCAGUGGACGUCUGCCUUCAGCGCCAGAGUGUGGCUGGCUCAACACUCUGGUGAACCUUCUCAACUCCACCUCCAAUCAGUCUCAGACCUCGCCCCCUUGCAGCUAA